Jatropha curcas is the source of this 1779-nucleotide messenger RNA. RefSeq names its product cytochrome P450 77A3. Gene Ontology annotation, molecular function: iron ion binding; heme binding; oxidoreductase activity, acting on paired donors, with incorporation or reduction of molecular oxygen. The record is from RefSeq and is a predicted model, not a curated record. NCBI's taxonomy places the organism in Eukaryota, Viridiplantae, Streptophyta, Magnoliopsida, Malpighiales, Euphorbiaceae.
UUUCAUGCUCUUCCCAUUCUUAUACCCAUUCUACAUUCAUCAUCUACUCCAUCAAACACCUUCUCUUUCCUUUCUCACACAAAAACAAAACAAUGGCUGUUAUCUCUUCUACCUUUUCUCUUUCCUCUUACAACAGCCUUUUCUUUACCAUUCUUGCUUUUUUCAUUUCUUGCUUUGCUUUCUUGUUUUAUUGCAAAUCUAAAUCCAAGAAUCUAAAUCUUCCUCCAGGGCCAACCGGUUGGCCUAUUGUUGGCAAUCUUUUUCAAGUUGCUCGUUCAGGUAAACCCUUUUUUCAGUAUAUAGAAGAGUUACUUCCAAAAUAUGGUCCGAUCUUUACUUUAAAGAUGGGAACAAGAACGCUUAUAAUUCUAAGUGAUGCUAAAUUAGUACAUGAAGCACUUAUCGAAAGAGGUCCUCUUUUCGCUACUAGGCCACGUGAAAACCCUACAAGAGCUAUUUUUAGCUGUAACAAGUUCACCGUCAACGCCGCCCUUUACGGCCCUGUAUGGCGGUCUUUAAGGCGGAAUAUGGUGCAAAAUAUGCUUAGUUCAAGUAGGAUUAAGGAGUUUCGCCAUGUAAGAGAUGAUGCGAUGGAUAAAUUUAUCGAUCGGCUUAGAAAUGAAGCAGAAAGUAAUAACGGAGUUGUUUGGGUGCUAAGAAAUGCAAGGUUUGCUGUUUUUUGUAUUCUUUUAGCUAUGUGUUUUGGUCUUGAAAUGGAUGAAGAAACAAUUAUCAAGAUGGAUCAAAUAAUGAAAUCAGUCUUGAUUGUUCUUGAUCCAAGAAUUGAUGAUUUUCUUCCCAUUUUAAGCCCUUUUUUCUCUAAACAAAGAAAAAGGGUAUCCCAAGUUAGAAAAGAACAAGUUGAAUUCAUGGUUCCAUUGAUCCAAAAACGUCGAAAAGCUUUAGAAAACCCUAAAUCAGAUCCAAAAGCAAUUUCUUUCUCAUAUUUAGAUACCCUUUUUGGCCUAAAAAUCGAAGGGAGAAAAUCCUCACCGUCGGACCAAGAACUGGUGACCCUUUGCUCGGAGUUCCUCAAUGGCGGGACCGACACGACGGCUACUGCGGUGGAAUGGGGCAUUGCACAACUUAUUGACAAUCCUGAUGUUCAAAAUAAGUUGUACAAUGAAAUAAAAGAAGUAGUGGGGGAUAAAAAGGUUACUGAGACAGAUGUAGAGAAAAUGGAGUAUCUACAAGCAGUAGUAAAAGAAUUAUUACGUAAACACCCUCCAACAUUUUUUUUAUUAACUCAUGCAGUCACUGAAGCUACAACUUUAGGAGGGUAUGAUAUUCCAAUUGAUGCAAAUGUAGAGAUUUUUUCUACUGCUAUAGGGGAGGAUCCAAGAAUUUGGUCUAACCCUGAAAAAUUCAAUCCGGAUCGAUUUUCUUCAGGAAAAGAGCAGGCAGAUAUAACCGGAGUCACCGGUGUCAAAAUGACACCGUUUGGUGUAGGAAGAAGAAUAUGCCCUGGUUUAGGGUUAGCAACGGUGCAUUUACAUUUAAUGAUUGCAAGAAUGGUUCAAGAAUUUGAAUGGAGUGCUUAUCCACCAGAUGAAAAGAUUGAUUUCACUGGUAAAUUGGAAUUUACUGUGGUUAUGAAGAAUAAUCUUAGAGCUAAGAUCAAGCCCAGGACUUAAAAAUGCUUGAAAGGUCAAUUAUGGUAACACAAAUAAUUUUCUAUAUAUGCCAUAUAAUGUGAAUUGUUUUCUAUUAUUGAUAAUGAUACUCUUUUGGAAUGAAAAUAAAACAUUUUAAAUGAAUGUUACUGUAAUUUGUAAUUUA